AUGAGUGAUAUUAUUAUCAAUUAUUGUGAUAAUCUUUCAGAUUUAAAUGAUAUAAAACCAAAGCUUCUAUUAAUAGCGUUACAAUGCAUGGCAUUGGCCACGUGUGCUGUGUAUCCUCCCGAACAAACAUAUUAUAAUAAUAUCCAUGGUUUAAAUGGUUAUGGAGGAGGAUAUAUGGGAGGAGGUGGCCAUUUAGGAGCAGGUAGAUAUCCGGGAGGAAUUGGUCAUUUGGGAGGAGGUAGAUAUCCAGGAGGAAUCGGUCAUCUGGGAGGAAUAGGUCAUAUGGGAGGAAUUGGUCCUGUGGGUAUAGGUGGAUAUUUAGGAGGAUAUAAUAACUACUUCGGUAACGGUUACUAUAAUGGAUAUAAUAGGGGAAAAUAUUACAAAAAACACCAUCAUUCUAGAAAUUGUUAUCCACAAAUUCCAUACCACAUGUACGGGAACGACUUCUAUGACCAACAACUAUACAAUAGCAAAAUUUCCGAUCAAAUAUAUUCCAAAAAAUAUUUAGAAUUCCUGGAAAAAUUACAUGACAACGAGGACAUUGUAUACAACAACGGAUUGAAUGGAGAAAUCAUAUACGGUAAUGACUGGAAAGACUGGGAUGAUGUUUACUCCUCAGAAUAUUUGGAACAUUUAGAGCAUCUAUAUGGAAAAGACUUUUAUAAAAAGAUUACAUUUGGUCGAGUACCAUAUUUACGAGAUGGCUUCCUUCAAAACCUUGGUCAAUAUGGAAAUAAAUUCUGGCAAUCAAUUUUAAGACCACAUCAGUCCGGUGGUUUCAUACAAGGUAUACACGGUUAUGGUAAUGGUUUUCUUAGCCAGCUAGGUCGAAGAGGUCAUGAAUAUCCAUACUUUUUAGACGAUGAAUAUCCAGAAUACUACUCCGAGUAUGGGUUUUAUAGACCCAACUAUCCUUGGAAUAUAUUUGGACAUGGCCAUGGAUAUGGUCAAGGUUAUGGCCAUGGUUACGGGCAUGGUUACGGCCAUGGGUAUGGGUAUGGUCAUGGUUGUGGCCAAGGAUAUGGCGGUAACGAAGAUUUAGAAUUCCCCGCUCGCUUUAAUAGCGGCGAAGGUGACUCUAUAAAAGAUGAUAAAAAAAUUGACGGCGCUGAUGAUAUUGAUAUUCAUGUUAACCAAUCAGACGAUGGUACAAUUUCAGUAGAAGCUCACGUAGAUGAACCUGGUCCUUUAAAUAUCCGUUUCUCUGGAGGGGACGUUUCUGACAGUAAAGACAUAGUUAAAGAUGGUGAUGAAAUCAAAGAUGGUUUAUUUGCAGGUGGAGAAAAGCUAAACUUGAUUUCACACGGACAAGGAAAGCUACACGGCACUGUACGUGGUUAUGGUCACGGGCAGGGAUAUAACGGCUUCAAUUACGGAGGUACAGGCCGAUAUCCAUAUUUUAAUUACUGGGAAGGACCUUGGCUAGGACCUGGAUAUGUGGAGGGACAAGAAAAUGACAAAAUUAAUGGCCAUUAUAACGGACAUUGGCAAGAUCAUUGGAACUUAGGUGGACUCGGAUAUCAUGGAAACGGACAUUUUCAAAAAGAUGGAAAAACACAAGAGCAUGGGGUAGUACAUGUAGAGGAGAAUGGUAAAGGACCAGAUGUACAAAUAGAAUCAAAUGUGGAAGAUGGAAUAAUUACAGAAGAAGAAGUUAUCGAUGGAAACCCAUCUGGAAAUGCAAAUAUUAAUGUAAAUGUUCAUCAAAAUGUUCAUAUUCAAGGAAAUAUAAAUGGACAGGGAGGUAUUCAAGAUCAUAAAACAGAACAAGAACAUAUCCAGGGUAAUGGAAAAUUCGAAGGUCAUAUCGAAGGUCAUUUAAACGGAGAAGGGCACGUUGAAGCUCAUGAAAUCCAAGAAGGACACACGAAAGAUCAAGAAAAUGGAAAAGUUUAUAUAGAAGGUCAUGGAACCGGUAAAGCCCUAGGUCACGAAAACCUAGUAAAACAUAUUCAAGCUCAUGGAACCGGUAAAGCACAAGGUCAUGGAAAUAUAGCAGGACAUAUUCAAGGCCAUAGAACCAUAGCAGGACAUAUUCAAGGUCAUGGAACCGGUAAAGCCCAAGGCCAUGGAAACUUAGUAGGGCAUAUUCAAGCUCAUGGAACUGAUAAAGAACAAGGUCAUGGAAACAUAGCAGGACAUAUUCAAGGUCAUGGAAACAUAGCAGGACAUAUUCAAGGUCAUGGAACCGGUAAAGCUCAAGGUCAUGGAAACUUAGUAGGGCAUAUUCAAGCUCAUGGAACUGAUAAAGCACAAGGUCAUGGAAACCUAGUAAGACAUAUUCAAGCUCAUGGUACCGGUAAAGCACAAGGUCAUGGAGACCUAGUAGGACAUAUUCAAGCUCAUGGAACAGGUAAAGCACAAGGUCAUGGAAACUUAGUAGAACAUAUUCAAGCUCAUGGAACCGAUAAAGCACAAGGUCAUGGAGACCUAGUAGGACAUAUUCAAGCUCAUGGAACGGGUAAAUCACAAGGUCAUGGAAAUCAAGUAGGACAUAUUCAAGGUCAUGGCAAUGUACACGGCCACGGAAACCUAGGACAUAUUCAAGGUCAUGGCAAUGGAAAAGGUCUUGGAAACAUAGCAGGUCUGAUUCAAGGUCAUAGCAAUGGAAAAGGUAUUGGAAAAAUGGUAGGUCAUAUUCAAGGUCAUGCCAAUGAAAAAGGUAAUGGAAACCUAGUAGAACAUAUUGAAGCUCAUGUUAAUGCACAAGGUAAUAAAAAUGGACUAGUGCAUGUCCAGGGUCAUGGAAAUGGACAAGGACAUAUUGGAGGCCAUGGAAUUGGAAAAGGACACAUUGAAGGCCAUGUAAAUGAACAUGGGCACAUUCAAGGACAUCUAAAUGGAGAAGGGCACCUCCUAGGAGGUGAAAACGGACAAAGUCAUAUCGUAAAUAACGGUAAUGCCGUAAACGGUCAAGGUCAGUGGUCGCAGGAAUUUCACAGCGAAUGGAAAGAAGGACAAGGACAAGGUGAAACUAUUAUCAAAGAAACGACUGAAACUGUAGCUGAUCCUAAAUCUCUGACAUUAACUAUUAACAUACCUAAUCUACCAACACCGACUGUUUCAAAAACUAUUGAAGUUAUUAAAACCGGAAAGGAAGGUUUAGAUGGAAGUGUAAUAAAAGAAUUAAUUCCGGGAAUAGUAGGGGGACACGACGGUAAAAUAGGUGGUUCCGGUUACAUUCACGGUGGUUCUGGCACCAUUCAUGGUGGUUCAGGCAUCAUUCAAGGUGGUAUCCGAUUGACUGAAGGUGGCACCGGUACUUCCGGUUACAUCCAAGGCGGUAAUGGUGCUUCCGGUUACAUCCAAGGUGGAAAUGGAGCUUCCGGUUACAUUCAAGGGGGUAGCGGUAUGACUGUAAAUAGUAAUGGAGCUUCCAGUUACAUUAAAGAUGGCAAAAGUUUGAGUAAAGGAGGUAAUGGUAUGAUGCAAGGAGGGUCAGGUGGUUUCUCCUAUGAUAUAACUGGACCCGAAUACAGUUGGGAUUACAGCACUUCUGGAGAAACUAGCAGCACAGGAACACUACCAAAUGGUGGUAGCGGUAUGACUGUAAAUAGUAAUGGAGCUUCCAGUUACAAUAAAGAUGGCAAAAGUUUGACUAGUGGAGGCAAUGGUAUGAUGCAGGGAGGGUCAGGUGGUUUCUCCUAUGAAAUAACUGGACCCGAAUACAGUUGGGAUUACAGCACCUCUGGAGAAACUAGCAGCACAGGAACACUACCAAAUGGUCUACCUUUUCCACCAAAAGAUGGAAAUAUGCCUUUAAUAGGUAAAUUUUUAAGUAGAAAUGGAGGAGAUGACGAUAAAGGAUCAACUGAUUUAGAAAUAGAUGUAACCGAAAAUAGCAAAAAUAAGAAGGAACAAGAUCAAAAAGACAGUGGUACAAAGAAACAUUCUGGUAAAUAG
This is a messenger RNA of Psylliodes chrysocephalus, 3906 nucleotides long. NCBI's taxonomy places the organism in Eukaryota, Metazoa, Arthropoda, Insecta, Coleoptera, Chrysomelidae. The record is from the annotation of a GenBank genome assembly.